AUGGUUGAUGCUUUUUAUUCAAUUUCUGAUAUCAACGAACGAUUUAAUCGAUUAGUACGUGAUUCUCUUUAUAUUCGUCAUCUUGAUAUGACCACUAUUACAAACAUGAAUUCACUCUAUAACCAAAUCUCUUCAAUGGAUCCUCAACUUCUUUCAAGAAUUUGUCAAAAAAUCUUACCUCGAAUUCAUCAUGAAGUAUAUAAACUUACUGUUGAACAAGAUUCAAUGAAACAAAUUCUUCUUGCUGCCAAUUAUCCUAGACUUUACUCAUUAUCGCUUAUAAAUUUUGAAGAAGAAAUAAUUUAUCAAUAUUUAACAGAUAAUUUGGUUCUUCGUGAUCUUCUUACCAAACAAAUAACACAUCUUAAUAUCGAUAUAAAAAAACCAGUAGACCCCUGGUCGGAUACUCUUUUAAAUAUUAUUGCAUUAAUCUUAUCUUUAUGUAAAAAAUUAACUGUUUUGAAUUUUGAAAUUAGUAUGUCAUCAACUUUGAUGAAAUUGACAAUCAUUGUCUUGAAUUUUGCUGAUUGUCGUUGUGUGGUUGAUGGGCGUUUUCCUUGUUUAUCAACAUUAAUUAUUAACGUUGAAAAUGUUGUGGACCCAAUGGGAGAUAUAGCUGAAACAAAAAAACUUCCCAAAUUGAAAUCUUUCUCAUUCACGUCAUUUUAUCUGACAUUUAAUUAUGAUACUUUGAUUGUUCCAUUACUUUGUCAAAUGAUAAAUCUUGAAGAAUUAAAAUUAUAUCUAGAUGUAGGAAGAUUUAAUUCGACUUUUAUCGAUGGUAUUCAAUUAUAUGAUCAAUUUCUUAUUCAUAUGACACAAUUAAAAAAAUUUACAUUUUAUAUCAACACAACCGUCUUCAAAAAUAAAAAUAACACUAGAGUUGAACUUCCGUCAAAUGAAGAUAUUCAACAUAGUUUCAUCGGAAGAGGUUAUCAACAAGUAGCUUGAUCAACAAUGCGUUAUCGUUCAAAUGCUCCUUUUGAUGACACAACAACCAGUAAAACAGAUUAUAAACCUUGGAAAAUACAACCAAUUCAAACACAUAGACUUGAUGAAUAUCGAGCAAAUACUAAUGACAUGGAUUUAAAUACAAUUGAUAUGUCUAGUUUAUAUAAAUGA
Molecule: messenger RNA, 1122 nt
Organism: Rotaria sordida
Lineage: Eukaryota; Metazoa; Rotifera; Eurotatoria; Philodinida; Philodinidae
Source: the annotation of a GenBank genome assembly